Messenger RNA from Hippopotamus amphibius kiboko, 4813 nucleotides. RefSeq names its product TATA-box binding protein associated factor, RNA polymerase I subunit B (gene TAF1B). The transcript is spliced from 9 exons. The record is from RefSeq and is a predicted model, not a curated record. Gene Ontology annotation, biological process: nucleolar large rRNA transcription by RNA polymerase I; RNA polymerase I preinitiation complex assembly. Lineage: Eukaryota; Metazoa; Chordata; Mammalia; Artiodactyla; Hippopotamidae. The coding region runs from base 3468 to 4472 and encodes 334 amino acids. Gene Ontology annotation, molecular function: RNA polymerase I core promoter sequence-specific DNA binding. Gene Ontology annotation, cellular component: RNA polymerase transcription factor SL1 complex; RNA polymerase I core factor complex.
CCAAAGUCAUUAAUGUGUUAGUUCUUCCGUUGCUUAAUAUGUGUUCUAAAUAAUAACAUUUGACUUUUUUCAGUGUGUAGAGUGAUUUUAAGAGCAUAGAUGUAGAACCAGACUCCUGGGUUCAAAUCCUGGCUCUGCCACUUAGGUGUUAUAGGACCUUGAGUACAUUAUUGAAUUUCUCUCCGCCUCUGUUUCCUCAUUGGUAAAAUGAGCCUAAUAAUAAUAUCUACCUCAGAGGGUUGAGACUACUUUCAAUAAUCUGUACUACAUGAAAAGCACAUAGUGCCUGGCGCGUAACAGGAGCUCAGUGCUGGGUGGUGGUGUUACGUUUCUCCAUCGUCAUCUUCAUUACCGGCACUAGCCCCUUUGGUUAAAUAAAGCGGCUCCAGUAAAUGAGGGUAGUGCCUUUGAAUUUGGACACAUCAACCAAAUAACAAGGCUUUCCUCAGAUGUGAUUAACUGUACAUGCAGAUAGUCCAUGAUUCAGUGAAUUUUACUGUUAAGUUAAAAACCUCAUCUUGUUCUGUAUGCCUUCAUGGGUGAUCUCAUCCUUUCCCAAGGCUUUAAUUACCGUCUAUAUGGUGAUGACUCCCAAAUCUGGAUUUCCAGCCCAGACUUGUCUACUGAGGGCCAGACCUAUAUAUUCAUAUAUUCAGCUGCCUGCUGGACACUCCUUCAUCAUCUUUCUCCUCAAUCCAGCUCCUCCUCCAGUGUUUCCUCUCUUCCUAAGUAGCCUGCACCCUGUUGCAUCCCAUACAGGCACCUGAGGCUCAUCCUUGACUCUUUCCUCUCUCCAUAUAGUUAAUUAUUAUGUCCUCCCAGUGAUAGUUCCAGAGUAACUCUCAAAACCAUUUCUCCCCCAUCCCCCUGUCUCUGUCUUCACCUGGAUUACUUAGCAGCCUCCCAAGUGAGUCUUGUGGCACUCCUAUCCAUUUCCUCCUGAUAACCAGAGGGACCUUAUAGAAACAGCAGUCUAAUCAUGUCAUUGGAGCUGGAUAAAAGGGCUAGCCUUCCUACCCAGGGCAAUCUGUGAGGAGGUAACACAAGUCUCCUAGAAAUCUAACAAAAUGGAGAAAAUAAUAUUUGCCCAAAAAUUCUUCUCAGGGAGAGUAUUCUAUGUGGUUGGAAGGAUGGGAUAAGAUCCUACACCUUUGUCUGUCUCUGUCUCUGUCUCCCCCCACCCCUCUGUCACCCUCCUUCCUUUCCUCCCUUCCCCCUCCAAGGGGAAUUCUAAAGUGCCUUCGGGGAGAUUAGAUCUAGUUAGCUGGAGGGCUUUUAUUUCACUCUGUGGGACAUACAAAUUUGGGACCCAGUUUAAUUGCUUGGAGCAGUAGGAGAAGAGACUUCACCACUGACCCUUUCUCUGCUUCUCUUGGUAAAGAGCCCUAAGUCACAGGCUCUUCUCAAAGUGUGGGCCCCUGGCCAGCAGCAUCUGCAUCACCUGGGAAUUUGUUAGAAGUGCAAAUUCUUGGACCUAUUCUAACCUUCUGAAUCAGGAGCUCUGGGGACAGGGCCUGGUCAUCUCUGUUUUAAUAAGCUCUCCAGGGGAUUCUAAUGGAUGCUAAAGUUUGAGAACUACUGUUGCUAAACUUUGAAAAACUAUUUAAAGAACAUUGAUUUAAAGAGAAUACAGUAUUAGCCUGGCCCCAAUACCCAUGUAUCUUAUACUGAUCCUGCAUGUCACUUCCCUUUUAAAUCCUUUAGCAGCAUCUGUAGUCCUUAGGAUAAACUCGUAGUCCUUAGUAGCCUUUAAAGGACCCUGCCUACUUAACAACAAUAAUAAUAAUUAAAAAUAGCCAACAUGUAUUUGUUCCACAAAUUUUCAUUGAAGAUCUACUAUAUGCAAAUGUUAUUCCAGAGUCUAGACUCUUGAGAUACAGUUGUGAACCAUAUAGAUCAAGUCCCUGAUCUCAUGAAGUUUAAAUUAAAACAUGAUCAAACAGUGAGUGCUGUUCAAAAGAUUGAAAUAGGAUGACAUGAUAGAGAAUGACAGAUGGCUGCUCUAGACGGGUUAUUAGGGAAGGCCUCACUGAGAGGGUAGAAUAUAAGCUGCAAUCUGAAUGAAAAUAGAACCAGCAGCUGAAUAUCAGAAGUACUAGCAUUCCAGAUAGAGGGACAUUGCUAGUGCCAGGCCCUGUGUGAUCAAGGAGCAGAGGAGGCUGGUGUGAUGGGAGUAAGAAUUUGAAGGAGGGGUAGGAAGAUGAGGACGAGGAGAUAAUAAACAGGAGUCGCACGUAGGUCUUGGUAAGCCAAAUUAAGAGUUUGGAUUUUUUUUUUUUUUUGAAGUAUAGUUCAUGUACAAUACAGUUCACCCUUUUAAAGUGUACAAGUCAGUGGUUUUCAGUAUAUUCACAAGGUUGUGCAACCAUCAGCUCUGUUUCCAGGACGUAUUCAUCCCUCCAGAAGGAAACCCUAUACCCAUAGGGAGUUUGGGUUUGAGUGUAAUAGGAAGCUACUGGAAGACUUUAGCAGGACAGACACGAUCUGAUUUAUGUGUUAAGAUCACUCAGGCAGCUGUGGGGAAAGUGGGUUCUAGGUAAGCAUGGGUGGAAGCAGGGAGACCAGGUGGUCUUUUCUAUACUUAAAGCAAGAGGUAGUGGCUUGGAUUAGGGUGGUGGUGAUAGAAAUGGAAUGAGGUGAAGGGGUUCACGGUAUGUUUUGCAGGUGGACUUAACUGUAAUGCAGUGCUUCUUAAAUUACCUGUAAUGAAGAACCAAUUUGUUAAAUUUCCAGUCUGUCACAGACUGAAACUUUUGAAAAAUACAAUGAUAUUACAAGUAGAGACAGUGUUUCCAGGGGAGGUUGACUGGAGUAGUGGUUUGUGGGUUAGGAAGGGCACAUGGGAUGCUAUUAGUCUGUGCCCAUCCCUCUUUCUCUGUUCUUUAUUUUUCUUCUUACCAUUUCUUCCUACCUGACACACUAUAAAUUUCACUUGUUUUGUCAUCUUUCUCUUGUCACUGGAAUGUAAAUUCCACGAGAACAAGAAUAUUUUACUGUUUUGUUCACUGCUCUAUCCCCCAGCCUAGAAUAGUGUUGGGCAUAUAUAUGCAAUAAAUUUCUGUUGAAUGAAUGAAUUGUAAAUAAGGAUGUAUAAAUGUUUAUUUAUGUAUAUGUGCUAAUUUCUUCAAGCUCAAUAAUUUACUCAAAAUAUUUGAUCAGCUACUGUGUACCAGACAUUGAGGUGGAGUGGUGAACAGAUGUUCCUUUCUUUAAUUGUUCUUCCAGUGACAGGCACCUGCCGUGCACUGCCCUAGGUACUGGGGACCGAAUGGUGGGCAAGGAGGUAUUCUAACAAGGACAACAGGGGUCAAGGAAGGUCUCCCUGAAGAAGUGAUGUAAAAGAUGAGUAGGAGCUAAUCAUGUGAGGCGACCUAGGGGUAGAAGAAAUGCCGUGUCUGCAGGCCUGGUGAUUUGUUGAAGAGGAACAUAUUCCUUACAUAAAUGCUUUUCAGCAUUUUCCAGAAGAGAUGAAAUUAUAUGGGCGUGACAAAGGAAUCUUUGCUAUAGAGUCUUGGCCUAACUAUGAAGAUAUCUAUAAAAAAGUAAUUGAAGUUGCCACAUUUUUGGAUUUGCCGCGUUUUCCAGACAUAACUGAAGACUGCUAUCUUCAUCCAAACAUCUUGUGCAUGAAAUAUUUGAUGGAAGUCAAUCUCCCUGAUGAAAUGCAUGAUUUAACCUGCCACGUGGUAAAAGUGACUGGAAUAGGAGAAGUGGAUUUUCUAACAUUUGAUCCUAUAGCUAAAAAAGCAAAAACUGUUAAAUAUGAUGUACAAGCUGUAGCUGUCAUUAUAGUAGUAUUGAAACUGCUCUUUUUAUUGGAUGACAAUUUAGAAUGGUCUUUGUCUAAUAUUGCUGAGAAGUAUAAUGAAAAGAAUGAAGAAGAUAAGCCAUGGUUUGAUUUCAGAAAAUGGUACCAAGUUAUGAAGAAAGCUAUUGAUGAGAAAAAACACCACUGGGAGGAAGCCAGGGCAAAGUACCAGUGGAAAAGUGAAAAACCACUCUACCACUCAGCCAUUGACAGAUCAGUGGUGUAUAAAAGAAGAGAAAUGGUUGUGAGUCUACAAAAGCAAUUUAGCGCAUUGAUUGAUUCAACACCAACUGUUGAAAAAAAAAGUCCUUCAAGUUUUCAGUUGAACUGGACUGAAGAGGACGGUGAUAGAACUUGUUUCCAUGGGCAUAGCCUGCAGGGAGUCCUGAAGCAGAAAGGCCAGUCCCUGACAACCAAGAAUUCCCUCUAUUGGCUGAGUACACAGAGAUUCUGUAAAAGCUAUUGUAAGCAUGUGACAACCUAUGAAGAAUCAAAUUUUUCUUUGAGUUAUCGGUUUAUACUAAACCUCUUCUCCUUCCUGCUAAGAAUAAAGACCUCCUUUCUCCAUGAGGAAGUGAGCUUAAUAGAAAAGAGACUUUUUAAAGCAAAAUACAGUACAACGAAAAAGAAAUCUUCAAGAUCCAGGAAAGCAAGAAAAUGCUGAGAAAAGUGAAAUGGGUACUCACUGGGGAAAAUAGUUCAGUAGUGACAGUAAUGUCAGAUUGUAAUAUAACAUUCCAGAGAAUGGUGAAAAAUUGAAUUUUAUUGCAUACUUGUACAGACAUACAAAUAUAUGUAUCAAGCUGCUUAUAAAAAUGUAUAUUGGAAAGUAGGUGAAAUUUGAAUUUAUUUUUUAAAUUAUGAAUGUUCUCAUUGUUAAAAAUAACUGUUAUAUAAAGUGUCUAGAAGUUUGUAUUCGUUGUAUUUUAAAGCGAAAUUUUCUCUUUAAACUAGAUCACUGCCUUACUUUUUAUAUCCCAGAAUAAAUCCCAGAUGGGUCAAAGA